This is a messenger RNA of Aplosporella prunicola CBS 121167, 978 nucleotides long. RefSeq lists its product as uncharacterized. The transcript has 4 exons. The record is from RefSeq and is a predicted model, not a curated record. Lineage: Eukaryota; Fungi; Ascomycota; Dothideomycetes; Botryosphaeriales; Aplosporellaceae. The coding region runs from base 1 to 978 and encodes 325 amino acids.
AUGAAACGCGACAUCGUCAACCGCUUCAUGAACAAUAUCAAAGAGUUCUCUGAGACUUCCCGAGACCUUGAAUACGAAGACGAACAGGAUGACACGCCUGAGAGCAACGUUACAGACCAACCCGAGUCUACCGAGCAAGAUGUCGAGGAAAGCACUGAAAGUCCUGAAGACGCGGAUGAGCGACAAAGCCAAUCUAGGGAUGGUUCAAAUGGGAAUGUGCAGUCUUCGUCAACAUCAGGUUCCGGGUCGGCGAAUCUGAACGAAAAGGGCGGCAAAAGAUCUUCGAGCUCGAGCGGAAACAAUGAGCGUAAUGGCGAGAAGCGUCGUAGAUCGAAGAAUACGGAUACAAGCGAAAAAGACAGAUCACCCCGGAAGCUUGCAUGUCCAUAUUCGAAGCAUGAAUCUGCCACGCCUUGCACGAAUGUAUCGUGCCUUUUCCCAGGAUUUUCGAAUGUGUCGCGCGUCAAGGAACAUCUCUACCGGGAGCAACAACUCAAGUCCAGAAAGAAAACGAACGAUAGCGAAGAGGAGAAAUGGAGACAAGUUUACCGUAUUUUGUUUGAUGGUGACAUUCCUAAUCCAUACUGCGAUCAAACUUCGCUGAACUUCAAAUUCUUUUCCCGCUUCGAGCUGUACAGCCAUGCUAGGCUACCUACCCUCGUUCAAGCAAAGGUCGAAAGAAUAGUAGACGAAGAAAUCGAGGCUAGAUUGAAGCGCCAGCUCGUUGAGAUUCUCCAAAACUGCUUGAAAGAGCUCUUUGUCUCCUUCAAGAAGUCCGAGCAAGGAAGAGCCAACGAGGAACUUGAGGAGAAUCUUAUGGAUGAAAAAGGAAAAGACACUUCUUAUGAGGAAUCUGAAGCAAACUCAAUCGAAAACCAUACGGAACCAGAAGUGGCCUCAGAGUAUACCCUCGAUGCGUUGAACAUGCCAAGUCUCUUGGAUCUGGAUUUGGAUGAGACGGCCUUUUACUGGCUAUAG